Messenger RNA from Medioppia subpectinata, 821 nucleotides. The record is from the annotation of a GenBank genome assembly. Lineage: Eukaryota; Metazoa; Arthropoda; Arachnida; Sarcoptiformes; Oppiidae.
AAGUAGUGCAAAAAAUAGGUAAUUAAUUAAUUAUAAUAUAAAAAAUGACGAAAACAUUUGGUAAUAACAGAAAUAGUGUUAUAAAUGAGAAUUUCUAUGAAGUGCCAAAUCUGGCGACGACUUCAUUCACUGGGAGUCCAAAUAUGAACCGCACUUAUCAAGUGAAUAACAAUAACGAUUCCGUUGCCAACACUGGCAACGGAAACGCCAACGGAUUGAGUACAACACACCUCUACGAAGACGAUUCGAAAAAGUCUCCGCUGAGCCGCUAUUUGGGUGUCCUAUUCCUCAUUGGCUUAAUGUGCUUAAGUAUAGCGUUUCUGGCAUUUGCUAUAUUUUACGACGAGAUCAUUGAUAGCGACGGCGAGAACGCAGAGGAAUACUGGAGUCGUAUUCAGAAAGAGAUCAAAAUGAAACAAAACGCGUCCAGAAUUGAUAUGUAUAACAAUACGUUACGCAAAAUAACCGAAGGACAAAGUUUUGUCGACAUUAUUACCGAUCAAAAGCCAAUCACAGUGUCGUCCAAACCGGGCAUCACUUUUGCUAACUAUCUUUCCGGUGAAUUGAGUUAUAGCCUGUUUCACGGCAAAUGGAUUUCUGACCACGAAGUGCUUCAUUACGACUCCAAAAACAAUUUAUGCAGUUUUAAUGUAUUGAAGUUGACUAAUGAUAUUAUUAUACCAUUCAAAACCAUACAACGCUUACGACUAUCGGGACUUUCAUUAUCGCCGGACCGCAAAUAUUUCCUCACUUUAUAUAACGCCAAAAGAGUUUAUAGAUAUUCUUCUGCCGGAAAGUAUAGGAUUUAUCCAAUUAAUGAC